CUUCCAUUGCAUCUCCUCGAGGGCCUCACUUCUCCGGUCUUCGCUUCAACGACCUUCUCUCUUCUCUCAGCUCAUCAUGAACUUUGCAGGCUGUUAUGAGUUUGCCUGUCGGACUCCUCGCAGGGGAGAGACUCAAUAUGACAUUCUCGUGCUUGCCUACAAGCUUUACCAUCAAGAUCAAAAAAACAAAUUCAUCCUUGAGCAUGUUUGGAGAAUCCUCAAGACUGAUCAAAGUUUCUGCCAAGAAGAAAGCUAAACUUUCAUCUGUAGAACAAGAAAGUCUUAAAAGGCCUAUAGGUGUGAAGGCAGCCAAGGCUUCAGCCAAGUCAAAAGGUAAGGGAAAGAGUGAAGGAGGAGCUGACGCUGGUUCUGCUGAUUAACUUCAGCGUAUGUGGGAAGUGAAAGAGAAGGAUUUGACUGUCAAAGAGAGACUCUCCAAACAUAAGCUACUUGACAGCCUACUUAAUAGGUCUAAUGGAUUGAGUGAUAUGGAAAUUCAAAUUAAAAAUUCUCUUAUCCAAGAGUAUCUUUCUGGAAGCAAUGUGUUUGUUUCUGAGAAUGAAUAUUCUGGUCUUUAGGUAUGUGUUGUUAGUUCAGUUCUUUUGUUAACUUAACAUUUAUUAUUAUUUUAUAUUCUUUGCUUUUUUAUGUGCAAGACUUCCUCUUGGAAGCUAGUGAUGUCGGCAAGGAAAGGAGAUGUGGGGUAUUGAUGCUUGAAUGUAGGGUUGUGUAAUAUAUUCGGAUGUACCUUGUUUUUGUUUUUAGUAGUUGUUUUGGAUG
Arabidopsis thaliana (thale cress) is the source of this 780-nucleotide messenger RNA. RefSeq lists its product as uncharacterized. NCBI's taxonomy places the organism in Eukaryota, Viridiplantae, Streptophyta, Magnoliopsida, Brassicales, Brassicaceae. The transcript has a single exon. The record is from RefSeq and is marked reviewed. Bases 96 to 380 code for a protein of 94 amino acids.